Messenger RNA from Racocetra persica, 159 nucleotides. The record is from the annotation of a GenBank genome assembly. NCBI's taxonomy places the organism in Eukaryota, Fungi, Glomeromycota, Glomeromycetes, Diversisporales, Gigasporaceae.
AUACAAAUGUGAUUGUAUCUUAUAGUAAUGAACACGAGAUGUAUAAUGCUUUGAAAGAUAAUUUAUCCAAAAUUAUUCUUUUAGUUGUAGGGAGAUUAAAAAUAGGUUCAAAAAAAAUCUCUCACAUUGUUGCAUCAGAUAUAGAAUGGAACUAUUUGG